AUGUACAGAGAAAUCCUGAACACUUUUUCCCCAAAAGAUCUUAAAGAAAAUAUUAGCCGCUUUGAGAACAUGCUAUCCGAGCUCAGUUAUUGUUUAGAAGAUCUUGAAAUAAAGAGAGAUGAACUAAAAUCCACUAACGAAAUGUUAAAAUCAGCAAUUGAAAUCUUCAACUCAACUAAACCUGGGAAGCCUACUGCCUCUGAUCACGAGCGUUCUGCAUCAUUAACAUUAAGUACUCAAUGCACUGAAGCAUGUGAAACACAAAUGGAAGAUACAGAUGAAGCUUCAAUUCUAAAAAUAAAAAAAUUCCCAUCAUCGCCAAACAAGAUAAACAGUUAUCCAGUCUCACCUUUCCGGACUAAAAGAUUGUCGAAAGUCCCCAGUUAUGAAAAAGUUUUGCAUAAAGGGAGCACAAGCUUGGAGCAAAUUCAAGAAACGAAUGAAGAAAUUAAACCGCAAAAAAAUUCAAUAGAUAUUAUUGAAGAUGUAGCAUUACCAAAACAGUAUUUCAAAUCUAAAACGAUGGCAGAAACAAGAUGCACGCCUUAUUUGCCCAAAAGAGCACCAAGAUAUCCAAGGAGGAGUGUCAAAGAUAAUAUAAAUUCUUAA
This is a messenger RNA of Blepharisma stoltei, 609 nucleotides long. NCBI's taxonomy places the organism in Eukaryota, Ciliophora, Heterotrichea, Heterotrichida, Blepharismidae. The record is from the annotation of a GenBank genome assembly.